AUGACCAAAUUUCCUCGAAGCCGAAGUCGCAUCUCAACCUUUUGUUACUCCUGUUGUUACUCCGGCCAUGACCAUGAAAUGGGUAUUGUGCUGAACGCUCUGCCAAUCAUUCCAACGCCUCUGUGUACCCGAAUGAAUACAACGCCAACACCAUGCUUGAUUGAUUCCUCAUAUCGCCAGUACAUUCCCGUCAUGCGUGGCAGCAAAGGGGUGCAUAGUGCUUCCUCGAAGCAUUUGGGUGUCCUGAGUCUCGUUCGCGCUUCGACUCGAUUGCAGGAGGAACAAAAGGUAAAAGGACCGCGGAGGUUAUUAGAGUCCCAGCGACGGCCGAUUGUAAUCUGGUAG
Molecule: messenger RNA, 345 nt
Organism: Cladophialophora immunda
Lineage: Eukaryota; Fungi; Ascomycota; Eurotiomycetes; Chaetothyriales; Herpotrichiellaceae
Exons: 1
Coding region: 1-345 (114 amino acids)
Source: RefSeq, a predicted model, not a curated record